This is a messenger RNA of Asparagus officinalis (garden asparagus), 2229 nucleotides long. RefSeq names its product serine/threonine-protein kinase tricorner-like. The record is from RefSeq and is a predicted model, not a curated record. The coding region runs from base 146 to 1864 and encodes 572 amino acids. The transcript has 14 exons. Gene Ontology annotation, molecular function: protein serine/threonine kinase activity; ATP binding. Gene Ontology annotation, biological process: peptidyl-serine phosphorylation; intracellular signal transduction. Lineage: Eukaryota; Viridiplantae; Streptophyta; Magnoliopsida; Asparagales; Asparagaceae.
CCUCUAAAACUUUCCUUCUCUUGCGAGCAAAGGUGGAAUUCUUCGGUUUUCUUUUUUUACGGCGAUAUGAAAGAGCUUCAGAUCUAGCGGGGAUUUGCGAUCCCUGAUAUCUACUGCGAAAGACGAUGGGAGCGUUGUGAUUGAAAUGGAUUCGACGAGGAGCUGGUUUAAGAAAUUUCAAAAGAGUAAAGAUGCGCUGAAACCUAGAGGCAAGAAGAAGAACAAGGAAAUGGAGGAUGCUGCGAGCGGACAGAAGCCGCCACUCGAUGAGGCCGUGCCUUCGGAGAUCACGAAGCAGAGGGUUGCGGCCGCGAAGCAGUACAUUGAGAACCAUUAUAAGAUGCAGAUGAAGAGCUUGCAAGAGAGAAAAGAGAGGCGGUUUAACCUAGAGAGGAAGCUUGCUGAUGCUGAUGUUUCCGUAGAAGAGCAUAGCAACCUCAUAAAGAACUUUGAGAAAAAAGAAACUGAAUACAUGCGGAUCCAGAGACAUAAAAUGGGAGUUGAUGAUUUCGAAUUGUUGACCAUAAUAGGCAGGGGUGCAUUUGGAGAGGUGAGACUCUGUAGAGAGAAAACCACAGGGCAUAUUUAUGCAAUGAAGAAGCUCAAAAAAUCUGAAAUGCUACGUAGAGGCCAGGUUGAGCAUGUAAAAGCUGAACGAAAUCUUCUUGCAGAAGUAGAUAGUGGUUGCAUUGUCAAACUUUACUGCUCUUUCCAAGAUGAAGAGUUUUUAUAUCUCAUAAUGGAGUAUCUUCCUGGUGGAGAUAUGAUGACUUUACUCAUGCGCAAGGAGACAUUGACUGAAGAUGAAGCCAGAUUUUAUGUUGGACAAACAGUAUUAGCAAUUGAAUCCAUUCAUAAACACAACUAUAUUCAUAGGGAUAUUAAACCCGACAACUUGUUACUAGAUAGAAAUGGACAUAUGAAGCUCUCAGAUUUUGGGUUAUGCAAACCCUUAGAUUGUAGUAUUUUCCCAAAUCUCAUUGAGACAGAGUUAGCAACGGGAGGGGCUAUGAAGCCUCCACUGGAUGGCAGUAAGCAUUUGAAUACCUCCACAGCGCCAAGGCGUACACAACAGGAGCAAUUAUUAAACUGGAAAAAGAAUAGAAGAAUGUUGGCUUAUUCGACUGUUGGUACCCCUGAUUACAUUGCUCCAGAAGUUCUGUUGAAGAGAGGAUAUGGAAUGGAGUGCGACUGGUGGUCACUUGGAGCGAUCAUGUUUGAAAUGAUUUUGGGCUAUCCACCAUUUUAUUCUGAUGAGCCAAUGUCAACAUGUAGAAAGAUUGUGAAUUGGAGAACCCACUUAAAAUUUCCUCCUGAUGCAAAGAUCUCAACUGAAGCAAAAGAUCUAAUCUGCAAGUUGUUGUGCAACGUAGAACACCGACUUGGAACGAAAGGGGCACAUGAAAUAAAGGCACAUCCCUGGUUUAGAGGCAUUCAGUGGGAUAGGUUAUACCAGGUGGAUGCUGCUUUCGUACCAGAGGUUAAAAAUGAAUUGGAUACUCAGAACUUUGAGAAAUUCGAGGAGUCUGCAACUCCUAUGCAAUCAUCUUCAAAAUCUGGCCCCUGGAGGAAGAUGCUUUCAUCGAAGGAUGUGAAUUUUGUUGGUUACACUUACAAGAACUUUGAAAUUGUGAAUGAACAUCAUGUUCCGGGCAUAGCCGAAUUGAAGAAGAAGAGCAACAAGCCAAAGAGGCCAUCAAUCAAGACUUUAUUUGAAACAGAAACUAUCACAGAGAAGAAACCGGUCCUAGGAAGCUUUCUGAACCUUCUACCAACACAAUUGGAGGUCCCCGAAAGCUCUCAGGAGUCAUUUGAGGAUUCCAACAAAUCUUCAUCAUACCAACCUCUAACCCAACGCAGAUAAUUAACGAGUUCCACUUGUAAAUUUUCGUGAUUCGCAGCCAAAGCAAAAGUGAGCAGGGAGAUAAAAUUUUGAAGAAAUGAUUUGCUUUUGCCGGAAGAUAAUUUACCUGUUUUGACCUGACAGAGUGCUUUGGCACAAAUGGACUCCAUCCAAUCUGCUGUAAAUUUCAUCCCACAAAUUGUAUUCUUUUGGUAUUUGCGUGAUGAAUUAAAUGAAGUUGUAAAUAUUAGAUGUGCUUUGUACAUGGAAAUGAUUGUAACUUGUGGUUAAUACAGUUGAUUAUACUGUUGCGGACAGACCGUAUCUCAUUGUUUCUUCUUUACGAUGCAGAAUCAUCGUGUUGUGGAAUAAAUUUUUUUUCUCUC